Colletotrichum destructivum is the source of this 1045-nucleotide messenger RNA. RefSeq lists its product as uncharacterized. The record is from RefSeq and is a predicted model, not a curated record. The transcript is spliced from 2 exons. NCBI's taxonomy places the organism in Eukaryota, Fungi, Ascomycota, Sordariomycetes, Glomerellales, Glomerellaceae. The coding region runs from base 166 to 840 and encodes 224 amino acids.
GACAAAUACAAACAUAUUCUUCACCCAACGCACGAACAGUAUUCCGACAGCUCAAGCAUCGUCAAUUCGUCCCAACACAGCUAUUGCGUCGCACCCAUCCAGCCUCCGGUCAACCUCGGAUCCUCGUGCAACAUCUUCAGAUCCCCCCAACGCUCGAAAAUCAACAUGGCCUUCAAACGCAAGCGUUCCGACUCGGAGCUCUUCGCCUCUUUUAACUCGCCCGCCGGCUCCGACUCGAGCAUCGAGUCCUUCGAGUGCCCCGUCUCCCCGAGCCCCGUCUACCCACGCGCCUACGUGACGCCCUCGCAUCUGCCCAGCCGGACGAUGAAGCGCUUCCGCGAUAACAGACCGUCCGAGAACCAGAUCCAUCAACGUACCCUCAACAUGCUGUACUCCGCCCAGCAGCAGAACCACCACAUCACCAACCAACUCCGCGACGCGAACCUCGAACCAUCCUCCCCCGCCCCGGCCGUGCGCAACACGCAGCAGUCCCUCCACAGCUUCUGGAACAUCAAAUCCGCCGCCCCCAACCUCUCCGCAGCCUCGGCCCCGCCGGUAGAUCAGGCGACGCUCUGCCCCAUCAGCUGCGACGACUGCGGCGCCGGGCUGGGCGCCUCGGACGGCAGCGCGCCGGACGGGAUGGACGUCGACGACGCGUACGCCUACGGCGGAGGCUUCGAGGCGAAUCACGCCUGCGGCGCGUGCGGCAGGCACGUCUGCUCGCACUGCUCCAUCACGAACCUCGGCGAGCAGCGGCGGUGUCUGCGGUGUGCCGGUCGGACAGCCUGGGGCGACGGGAGCCGCGCCGGCUUGUCGAUGUCGUCGAUGCGCAUCUGCUAGGUAUCACGGUUGGGGGAAAAUCUGGUUUCUUCGAGCGACUUUUGGGCGUUAGUGAGUGUUUUGGUGCAUCUGGAAACGUGUUCCGUUUUGGCUCUCGGGUCUUGCUGGAUUGGGGACCGGCUUUCUUGGGUGGCAGAGAUUGGUCUUUGGUUUGGCGUCGGAAUAUAUACAUCACGAGAUACCACAAUACAUCGAGCAUGGCAGU